Cladophialophora psammophila CBS 110553 is the source of this 1746-nucleotide messenger RNA. RefSeq lists its product as uncharacterized. Lineage: Eukaryota; Fungi; Ascomycota; Eurotiomycetes; Chaetothyriales; Herpotrichiellaceae. The transcript has a single exon. Bases 1 to 1746 code for a protein of 581 amino acids. The record is from RefSeq and is a predicted model, not a curated record.
AUGUUGGUGGAGGUCUGCAAUAUUAUUUUCUGGAUGCUUAACAUUCAAGUGGAAAUGGGCCUCUCUCCGACCAAUUACACUGGAUGGGGUCCUCGAUUUCUACAAGAAGCCAUCACCCUGCCAGUGGUUAGCAAAGCCGAACAAGAUCUCAGUCACAUGGACAUCUGCAAGACGCAGAUCUGGAACUUGAUCGGGACAUCAGAGCGGAAAGAAUGUGACCUCCCAGACAUCGUGACGACUUUGGAAGUCCUUUCAUCCAUCCGUCACCCUAACCACCAUCACUGUACACCGGCCAUGUGCAUGGUUCAAAGGCUCAGCAGUACUCAUCUGAAGCAACAGUGUAAAUGCUUCCAAGAAAAUUGCGAGCAGCUGACGAUUGUGAUUGGGCCUCUCUCAAAUGCAGUCCGCUCAGGUACGCCGACGGCAUGGUUACUUGAUGGAACUCGGCUCACCCGGCGUGACGAGCCAUACCUAGCUCUCUCCCAUGUGUGGUCAGACGGCACUGGUGACGGGACGAAGCAACAAGGCACCGUGAACAGAUGCCUUUUCAAGUACUUUGCUAGAAUCGCUGCUAGAUUGAAGUGUACUGGCAUCUGGUGGGACACACUCUCGCUGCCCAAGGACGAGGAUGUGAGGAGCGAAGCUCUUAAAAGCAUGCAUACCAAUUACGCUCAAGCCGAGUGCACGGUGGUUCACAACGACUUUCUUCUCAACCAAGAGUUCAAGAACAGUGAAAACGCCUGUCUCGCCCUUGUCCUAUCCCCAUGGUUCACUCGCGGCUGGACGGCUUUGGAGCUCGCCAUGUCCAAGAAUGUCAAGGUACUAUUCAAGGGAUCUACCUCCAAUGACCCAGACAUUAGAGAUCUCAGCAACGAGAUCCUGGCCAGCGGACCGGCCACUGUCUCACGUGCGCACUGGCUAGCCACCUGUGCAAUCAAGCGAAUUAUUCGUAUCAACGAUCUGACCGAAGUCAUCGCGAUUCUCAGUCAAAGAUACACUUCGUGGGAGGAAGACCGUGUCAAGAUCGCGUCUCUGCUGGCGGGUGUGGGCGAACCUGAUUUCCGCGGUACCGCCAGCGAGAUUACGCAGAGACUAAUUCACCACUUCGGCCGUGUUCCAUACUCGGUCGUUCUUCAUGACCAUCCUACCAUGACGGAAGCCGGUGGCUUUUCCUGGUGUCCGCCUCGUGUAGAUGAGAUGCCGAUCGAUGUCCGACGCGAUCUCGACCUUGAUGACGACGAAGAGGGCGAUCUCACCGUCGAGCCUGACGGAUCCGUCACCGGCAUAUGGCUGACCCGACCAGUGAGCAUAAUCGACAUUAUGGAAAAAAGACUUCAACCUCGCAGCAAAGAUCCGGCCGUCAUCCAGAAGAUCCAAACCGCACUGGAGAGCUGGGGCCAAUGCCUCAUCCUCUAUCAGGACGUCCAAUUAGACAGACAAGCCCUGCUGGUCAAAACCAUCGAGGUGAGUCCAGGCGAUGGCGUGAUUGAUUGCCAGUAUGUCGGAGUGAUAGUUGACGCAAAGGCUGAGCCAAAGCACGACAACACCGGCAUUGCGAAUUGGUUGGAUGCAGUCAUGCCGGAUGGCGAAAAGGAGUUGGGAAAUCGGUACUGUCCUUUUCCCAUUCGACUGGGGAAGAAUUUUAGUAUUACUGGCGGAAAUAGAAGAAAAGAGAAGGGGGAUGGGGAUGACGAUGACAGCCAUGCUUGGAAAAUCCUCAAUGAAGCGCAGAAGAUCAGGCUUUGA